AUGGACGGCUUUCUGAAGAUUAUCCUUACACUUGGGGUGAGCUCAGGGGUAACCACUGCUUAUCUACCCACAAUUCCUGAGACUAAUCAGAACAUAUCAGCCCUGGCAAUAGUCUGCACUGACUACUACAACAAUGGAUCCAGUGAGGACUCAAUCUUCCAGCUAGAUGGCACCGAACAUGGAACAUUAAUAGUAAGUAUCGUGACUGGUCUAUAUUAUACACUGCACCAUACAAUUUACUAAUGCUGUAACAAAGUAACAGAGACAAAUAGGAAGAGACAGAGACAGAGACACACACUGACACAGACAAACUGAGACGCAGAUAGCAAGGACAGACAGAAAAAUUGACAAAUUCAGAGUAUAACACAGGUAGCAAGUGCAAGUAGGUAGAUAGAUAAACAGACAGAUAUAGAAAGAAAGUGACAGAUAAAUUCAAACCACUUAUUAUUAGAUGGAAUUAACCAGUGACAGUGACAUUUAUUAAGAUUAUUCAGGCUAUAUCGGUGACACUGGCAGAACCUUAGAAUAACGUUAUUGUAGAUUUUGUCUGAGUGCAGUAUGUAUACAAUAACCAUGUAAUUAUUGUAUUUAUUAGAUACUUAGCAGGAUAUUUAUCAUUACAUGUGACCUGCGUACUGAGCCUACUAGUCAAAUUCUUCAUUUAUUUCAUGAAUAGGACAAAGAUCCAACCUUCCAACAACUCACUUUCAUAAUAAAGGAGACACGGUGUAAGAAAUCAGAGGAAAACAUCAACAAGCCGUGUGCUUUCAAAGAGGACGGAGUAAGUUACCUGCUCUUAUUAUCAACACUUAAAAAUCACCUAAACUCUGUUAAUAACUCAAAAUGGUGUGAUUCUUCGAGGGAUAAAAAACUGUGGAGAUAAAUCCAUUAUUUGGAGAUAGUAGUUUUAUUAAAAAAAAUACUUAUCUUGUUUAAAAUAUACUAAAAACCAAAAAUAUUAUAUUUAUGUAUAAAUGAUUAUAGAAUAUAAUGAUAAUAUAACUUAUAGAAAUAGAUUAACAUACAUUCCCAAAUGCAAUCAGAAGAAAAGAAAUUAUAAUUGUUAUAGGUAAAUUUAUCUAAGCAGGGCCCUUCUAAUCUCUUGUUCCCAUAUGCCAAAUUAGUUUUUUAAUUAAUUCUUGUACGUGUUCUUAACUAUUAAUAAUAAAUAGAAGGGUCAAAAGUGUUUAUUUACCCUGAACUUAAAAAAAACCCAUUACUAUAAAUCUCUCUGUUCAUAUUUCUGCAAUAUUUAGCACAGGCCAUGUAGAUAGUUCUCAAAUGAUAAACAUUGCAGAGUUCGAAGUUGUGAUAAUGAAACAGGAUGUAAAGAUGUAGGGUAAUAUAGAAUAUGAGGUAGAUGGACACAAGGAUUUCUCAAAGUGUCCCUAUUUAAAAGUGACAGUACCUAUUUUUGACCCAAAUGCCCCUGUUCCUCUUUUCUAUCAUUAUUUACCUAAUUUCUAUGAGCUAUGAGCUCCGUGUCUGAGUGCAUAACAGAGUUCCGCAGCAAUAAUACUGUGGAAAUAAGAUACAUUGUUAUUCUUCUAAAUUACAUUUUAGUUGUAUAAAUUGUUUUUAGUAAGUCACCUAAAAUUUCUCAGAACAGCCCCGACCCUGGCCACACCCUCACAGAGAACAACCCUUCGUCCAUUUGAAAUGCUGGUAGGUAUGCUAAAGUGUGAUGUAAUGUCUGAGCAAUGGCAGACAGGUGUAUAACAUACAGAAUCUGAGUAUUAUGCCAUGUUAUGGCAAGACAAACUGUAUGUGCUACCACCAAUGUGACUAAGACCACAUUGGGCCUCCUUGAUUAACUGUUCAGUGAGCGGAUAAUUUUGAAGAAGUUCUCAGAUUAAUUGGCUGCCACAUUUGACCGACCUUUCAGCUCCUGAUUACUUCCUGUGGGGAUAUCUGAAGGAGUAGGUGUACGUAAACAAACUGCAUACACUUGAGCAAUUUAAAGGUGACCUAUAGUACCAGGAAAAAAAAAUAGUUUUCCUGGCAAUAUAUGUUCUUGGAGUUAAAACCCCUUCAGCCACUUACCUGAAUCCAAUGCUGUUGUUCCUUAGCGCUGAGUCAGGCUCCGCCCAUGCUCCUCCCCCGUCAACAUCAGCCGGCGGGGAGACCUAAUGCGCAUUAGACCUCCCCAUAGGAAAAUCUGACGCUGGAGGUCCGUGAGGACGCGCAGUGUCAGAUGACGGACCAAAAGUCUGUUUGGAUUCCGGAAACCCUCUAGUGGCUGUCUGUUAGAUAGCCACAGGGGGCAGACUUAGAGCUGCAAUGUAAACAUUGCAAUUCUCUGGAACUGAAAUGUUUUACAUUGCAGCACUAAAUGCAAAAGGGUCACAGCACCCAGACUACUUCAAUUAGCUGAAGUGGUCUGGGUGCCUACAGUGUCCCUUUAAGGAGAAUAUUAGUGCAGAAAUUCGAAUGCUGGAGCCACAAACAUUAACUAAUGUUAUGAACAAUGCAAUUGAAAAGAACCCGGCUUUGAGAGGCGUCAAAUGGAGCUCAUUUAAAAUAUGUCACGUUUGUACCUAGCCAAACUAAUCUCCAUUCGUUAAACAUUCAUGUAAUAUUAUUGAAAUUGGUUAAUAAUAAAAAAAGUUAUUUACUCCACAAACCCUACUCUCAAUUGUGGCCCACCCUGUAUAUCCAUAAAUAUACAUACACACAUACAUACACACAUACAGUAUCUCACAAAAGUAAGUACACCCCUCACAUUUUUGUAUAUAUUUUAUUAUAUCUUUUCAUGUGACAACACUGAAGAAAUUACAUUCUGCUACAAUGUAAAGUAGUAAGUGUACAGCCUGUAUAACAGUGUAAAUUUUCUGCCCCCUCAAAAUAACUCAACACACAGCCAUUAAUGUCUAAACCGUUGGCAACAAAAGUGAUUACACCCCUAAGUGGAAAUGUACAAAUUGGGCCCAAAGUGUCAAUGUUUUGUGUGGUCACCAUUAUUUUCAAGCACUGCCUUAACCCUCAUGGGCAUUGAGUUCACCAGAGCUUGCAGGUUGCCACUGGAGUCCUCUUCCACUCCUCCAUGAUGACAUCCUGGAGCUGGUGGAUGUUAGAGACCUUGCGCUCCCCCACCUUCCAUUUGACGAUGCCCCACAGAUGCUCAAUAGGGUUUAGGUCUGGAGACAUGCUUGGCCAGUCCAUCAUCUUUAGCUUCAGCUUCUUUAACAAGACAGUGGUGGUUUUGGAGGUGUGUUUGGGGUCAUUAUCAUGUUGGAAUACUGCCCUGCGGCCCAGUGUCCGAAGGGAGGGGAUCAUGCUCUGCUUUAGUAUGUCACAGUACAUGUUGGCAUUUAUGGUUCUCUCAAUGAACUGUAGCUCCAUAGUGCCAGCAGCACUUACGUAGGCCCAGACCUUGACACUCCCACCACCAUGCUUGACUGUAGGCACAACUUGUCUUUGUACUCCUCAAAUGGUUGCCGCCACACACGCUUGACACCAUCUGAACCAAAUAAGUUUAUCUUGGUCUCAUCGGACCACAGGACAUGGUUCCAGUAAUCCAUGUCCUUAGUCUGCUUGUCUUCAGCAAACUGUUUGCGGGCUUUCUUGUGCAUCAUCUUUAGCAGAGGCUUCCUUCUGGGAUGACAGCCAUGCAGACCAAUUUGAUGCCGUGUGCAGCGUAUGGUCUGAACAAUGACAGGCUGUCCCCCACCCCUUCAACCUCUGCAGCAAUGCUGGCAGCACUCAUACUUCUAUUUCCCAAAGACAACCUCUGGAUAUGACACUGAGCACUCAACUUCUUUGGUCGACCAUAGCGAGGCCUGUUCUGAGUGGAACCUGUCCUGUGAAACCUCUAUAUGGUCUUGCCCACCCUGCUGCAGCUCAGUUUCAGGGUCUUGGCAAUCUUCAUAUACCCUAAGCCAUCUUUAUGUAGAGCAACAAUUCUUUUUUUCAGAUCCUCAGAAAGUUCUUUGCCAUGAGGUGCCAUGUUGAACUUCCAGAGACCAGUAUGAGAAGGUGUGAGAGCGAUAACACCAAAUUUAACACACCUGCUCCCCAUUCACAUCUGAGACCUUGUAACACUAACGAGUCACAUGACACCAAGGAGGGAAAAUGGCUAAUUGGGCUCAAUGUGGAGAUUUCCACUUAGGUGUGUACUCACUUUUGUCGCCAAUGGUUUAGACAUUAACCCCUUCAGGAUGGAGUCAAUAGUACACGUUCUGAUCAAAACAGAAUGUAAACAAAAUCUGGAAUUUAUAUAAUAUAUAAUUUGGAAUUAUAUAUCAUUUUAUUCAGGAGAAACAGGGCUUUCAUUUCUAAUGAACUAUUCAUAUAUGAAACAUAAUUUAUCAUGAAUAAAAUAAAAAAAACUGUGAGAAAUUUCAAAAAGUUUUAAAAAUGUGUAGCUCUGCCUCACAUUUUAGCUGUAAAUGUCAUAAUACUGUUAGCUUUUACUGCAACAAAAACACAUAUUUAGAUUCAACAAAGUCUCACGAGUACAACAGUAUCCCCCAUUAACAGUUUUUACAGUGUUUUGGAAAGUUACAGAGUUAAAUGUAGCACAUUCCAUUUUUCUGUUUUUUCACAUUGAAAUUUGCCAGAUUAGUAAUGUUACCUUUGAGACCGUCUGGUAGCCUAGGAAUGAGAUUUACCCCCCAUGACGGCAUACCAUCUGCAAAAGUAGACAACCCAAGGUAUUGCAAGUGGGGUAUGUCCAGUCUUUUGUAGUAGCCACUUAGUAACAAACACUGGGCAAAGUUAGCGUUCAUAUUUGUUUUUGUGUGAAAAAAGCAAAAAACUAAUAUUUGGCCAGUGUUUGUGACUAAGUGGCUAGUAAAAAUGACUGGACAUACCCCAUUUGCAAUACCUUGGGUUGUCUACUUUUGCAAAUGGUAUGCCAUCAUGGGGGUAAUUCUUAUUCCAGGACUACCAGACGGUCUCAAAAGCAAUGUAACCAAUCUUUUGAAGGAUUUGGGAAUUGUUACAGACAACAAACUAGGCAGCAAUGUGCAAUGUCAAUCAGCAGUGGCUAAGGCCAGUAAGGUUUUGUCAUGUAUAAAUAGGGGCAUAAAUUCUCGGGAUGAGAAUAUAAUUUUGCCUCUAUAAAUAACUGGCAAGACCACAUCUUGAAUAUGCUGUGCAAUUUUGGGUACCUGUCUUAAGAAGGAUAUUAUGACAAAGGGCUGCCAACAGGUGGUGACAAUCAUGACAGUUGUCACGGGCCCGGUGUUCCUGGAGAGCCCGGGCCCCACACCUCUCUAUUAAUUUAACCUAUCAGCGGAUUCAGCGCAGUGAAGGAGCAUUGAUCCCUCGCUCUGCGGAAUCCAUCAAUAGCCAAAAGGAGUAGCUGCAAGAAACAAGGUGGGGGGGAGGAGGGGCCCCAGUGUCCUAUCAGAUUUCCCUACUCUGCAAAAUGUCCCUACCCGUAGGGAAAUAUGAUAGAACACCGGUGUUCUAUUAGAUUUUGGCCCCCCUUCCAGCUAGCAGGGAGAAUAGGGAGAUCUUCCUGCCUGCUCUUAAAUAUGGAAUCCCUGUUGGCCCGGUGGGCUGCUGGUGGACUCCCUGGUGGUCCGGUGGGCUGCUGGUGGACUCUCUGGUGGUCCAGUGUGUUGUUAGAGCAGUCGCACUCCCUCACAGUUUUGGUGCAUACCUCCUCAGAUACUCACUGAAAAACAUGCAGAUACACAGAUAUACACACUGACACACUUGCUGAUACAGACACAUAAACUGACGCAGAUACAGACAAACAGAUACACAACCUGACACACAUGCAGAUGCUCAUACACACAGGUAUAUACACUGACUACAUAUAGAUACUACAGAUACACACACUGAUAACAUACAGAUACACACAUAAAGAUGCACACACACAUACAGAUACACAGACACAUACACUGGUAGACAUAUUGAUGCAUACACUGACAGGCAUACUGGCACACACACAUACACUGACAGACAUACCUCCUUCUGCCCCCUCCUGCAUGACUCCUCUCUUUAUGGGAGGAAGUGACUCGCGGCUGUCACUUCCUCCCAGAUGGCUGCUGAAAAGCAAGGGGCAGGUCGCACUGUUUUUAGAGCGUGACCGGGCACCUGCUAAAAACAACCCAAUGGGUGGACCUAAGUGCAUGGGCCACCUGGUGGGCCUACUCAGUGUGUGGGGCCCAUGCUGUCGGCAAUGGGGGGGGGUUCUUGAGAGUAGCGGGGCCCACGGGGCAGCUGCUUUGGGUCCCCUGAAGUCACUGGGCCCAGGGCAGCUGCCUCGUUUGCCCCGCGUUAAAGAAUGCCCUGCUGAUGGCACUAGAAAGAGUGCAGAGGCGGACUACAAAAUGAAUAAAAGGAAUGGAACAAUUUGGCUAUAUAGAAAGGUUAACAAAUUUAAACCUCUUUAAUUUAGAAAAACUGUGCCUCAGAGGGGAUAUAAUAACAUUAUACAAAUAUAUCCGGGGCCAAUACAAACAAUUGUGUGGAAAUCUAUUCACAAACAGGACUAUACAAAGGACACGAGGUCAUGAGGUUUAGACUGGAAAAAAGAAAAUUUAGCCUAAGGCAAAGGAAAGAUUUUUUUUUUUUUACAGUAAGAACAAAAAGAAUGUGGAAUUCUCUGUCUGAAGAAGUGGUUUUAUCAGGAUCUGUACAGAUCCAGCAACAAGAUGUAUACUGGCAAAAACAUAAUAUUUAAUUAUAUCAUUUUUAUUUGUAGGGUAAUAGCAAGUGGUCCAGAAGGAAUUAUUUUCCUAGUUUGUUGCAAAAUUGGAAGUAUUUUAAACUGGGUUUUUUUGCCUUCUCUUGGAUCAACAGCAAAAAUCUGAUGUGAGGAAGGCUGAACUUGAUGGACACAUGUCUCUUUUCAGCCUAUGUAACUAUGUAACUAUAACAAUGAGGAGAUGCUGAUUGGCCAGUGCAGUGUUUGGCUCCACCACAUUUCCUUGGCUGAGAUCAUCACAAUUGAUGAUCACAACCAAUCCAAUGCUUUCCAGUAGGAUCUCUGGAUACUUUAUUAAGUGUUCUUGCAUAGCAAGACCACUUAAUGUUAUCUCACAUAUAUAUUAUUAUUAUUCUUAUUAUAGCAAAAUUUGCCACCCUAACUCCUCCCACAGUUUUUACACUACAUAGACAAAAAUUUACCAAAACGUGCAGAUUGUUCACGGAAUAUCGUCGUUUUUGUGGCGAAAUUUGUCCCAUAGGAAUGAAUGGCAAAGCUAGAGUGGGAGCUGCCAAAAGCUGAAAAAUCAGGACAUGAUUUCUAAACUGCCUCCACUCCCUUAUUUUCAGGCCCACCUACACAAAUCUUAUAUCAAAACGUUCAGCUAUGCCUGCUGCCACUAAACAUGUCAACGGCUAAGCCAUAGUCCUGAUAGUUUUCACAAUAUAAUCAUUUGUUUGCAACUAUGUGUCUGUUAGUCCACCCAAUUGUACAGCGCUACGGAAUUUGUUGGCGCUAUAUAAAUAAUAAAAUAAUAAUAAUAAUAAUAAUAAUGCCGUCCAUUGACUUUCAUUGAAACUUCACUCUGCAAAGCUCAAAUUUGAAGUGCAAUUUCUACACUGCGACUGUGCCUUCAUUUUUAAUACUUCAGAGACAUACUAUGCAUCGAAAUGUAGGUCUGGGUCUUGUGAUUCUCACAAUAUAAAGCUCUUCACUGUAGGAGUUAUAGUUUUUAAGAUACGACCGUUUGAAGAUGGCAACCGUCAAAAUACUCUGACCUGUCAAGCUGCAGCAGCAAGUGAUGUCAUAGACAGGGCCUUUUGAACACCUGCUAAUGUUUUUAUAAAUGUAUGGUUUAAUGUAACUGAGCAACAACGUUGCAAUUAAAUGUGCUAUGUAAAUGAUAACAGUUACUCCGCCCACUCCAGUUGUAGACUACAGGUGGAGGCAAGAACACUUCACACAAUUUCCCCAGAAAUUGUAACUUUUCUAGUUUGUUUUAUUUUGUUCAUUUUCUGUUUUUUCAUUUGAUUUGUUUAACAUAACACUUGUUGAGAAUGCAUUUCUUUGAAUAUUUUGUUUACCAGUUGACCCCUUAUUGAGUUUCAAUUACAUAAUUUCCAUAUUUGUAAUAUUCACAAAAUAUAUAAAGAAAUAAAGUAUGCAGUGGAAACAUAACCAGGAAAACAAAAUACCCUAAAUCAGGGGUGCCCAAAAGGUAGAUCCCCAGAUGUUGUAGAACUUCAAUUCCCUAAAUCUUAGCUUGCCUUUAGAAUGCCUUUACAACGGCAAAGCAUAAUGGAAGCUGUCGUUUUAAAACAUCUGUGGAUCUACUGAAAAAAGAGAGAAAUGAGUGCCCUAAACGUAAUUAAAAUAUAACUUUUAAUAAUGAGCUUAAAAUCUGUUAAGAGUGUCCAUAGUAGGAGUAAUGCUCCAAAAGUGAUCAGCUUAAGUAUAUACACAAACAAAGUAAAGAAAAAAGGUCCUGUUCUAAAGUAUCCAGAGACCUUAAUCUGGUGAUGUAUGCAGAAAUUGAUUUUGCAAAUCACUAGAUUUAUAAUCUGUUAUAUGGACAGUAAUAUAAAUCCAUAUCAACUAAAGUAUAUACAAAAUAGUUCUAAUAAACAUCUAAAGUAUGUACAAAUUGAGAUCCUCCGUGGCUGUAUGAAGUAGCGUUACCUAUAAAGACGCCAAAUCUGUGUCGAGAUAUAAAUAUAAACGUAAUAGUAUCUAAACAAUGUAACAAAGCUAGUUGUUGAUCAAAGAGAGGAUUGUAGAUAACUCGCCUGGUAAAUAAAUAUAUACUCAUUAAAAGGUCCUGUUCAUAAGUUUUCAGAGACCGUUGCCUAUUAAUAUGUGCAAAAACACAGUUUUGCAAUACACUGUUGUAACAUGAAAUCAUGACAGAAAAAAUGUCUGUCGAAAUAUUUAGAUCGGUAUAUAAUAAUAAGUCAAAAUAGCAAUACAGCCUCCGUGCAUACAAAAUGCUUCUUCGCUAUUAAUAAGAGGGGGAAAAAAGAGGGGUUUCCAUCUAAGCUGGUAAAAUAUAUAUUAACUGUCUAGUGAUUUAACUAGAUAUAUGAUAAUAGAAACAAAUGUCCCAGUGGCACCGAAAGUAAUAAUUGAUGAUAGCGGUAAAUUGAACUCAGGAUCCGAGACGCUAAACAAAUGGUUACUGAUCAAAGAUACUAGUAAGAUAAAUCUUAAGUCUCAGAUCGUCAGGGCCCCGAUCUGUGGAUCUGCCUUUUGGGCACCCCUGGUCUAAAUCAUCCUAUUAGAAAGUUCUUCAUGUCUCAGACCCUGCCCUGUCCUUGUAUUUACUGUGUUAUAACUGUGUCUCCAACAUAGGUGGUAAAGCAGUGCACAGCAUCCAUUUUCCCUGAAGACGGAGAGAGGAAAAUUCUCAUUACCUGCGACACUUUGUAUCAAAACGUACGUUUCUCUGUUACAUAAAACGAAGUAUAGUUAGGAUGACUGGAGCUUGGUUUAUAGACUAUACAAUUUGCCUUUUUUUUUUUUUAAGUUUAGUUUUUAUACCUUAAUUAUUAGUAAUUUGGCCGUACGGACCUGAUUACUGUCUAGUAUUUUACCAGGCAUAGUCUGAAAUUUACAAUGCAUUUUUCCAGGGGAAUUCAUGGCUGAGCAUGAUGAGAGUUAUACCAAAAGUUUGAUUUAUUGAUUGAUUGGUAGUAAUAGGCCGUUUAACAGUGGCAGUACAUUUCCCGUAGCCGAGGCAGAUCCAGAAUCUUGGAGAGUUAUUUGUGACGCAAAAUAUGACUUCAAUGUAACAAAUGAUGACAACAUUCCAAUGAGAAGUAUUUUGGGGGGGGAAGUUGCACGGCAUCUCUUUCUCAACAAGUAAUUACCAACAAUAACCAAACUGUGGUCACACUCUUCGAUUGCUCGAAAUAGAGCAAACUAAGGGUUUUUCAUUAAUGUUAAUCUUUUAAGAGCUUGUUCCUGCUUCGCUCUGAAGGAAGAGAGGUUCGGUCUGCGGUGGUUGUGGUGUCGGCUAAAGUGCUUGGAGCCCUCAGGAUGCGCUAGGAGCAUCCUUCAAGGGAGGUAUCCAGUCGGGGUGCCAGGUGAUCCGUUACAAUCUGUAUCUCAGAAAACACAAUUUAAGCCAAAUACACUUUGGAUUUUUUUUUUAUAACUAUUGCAUUACACCACAUGCCACAAUUGACUUUUCACACUCUGUUUGGAGGUUGCCUGGGAACUCCUCUUGCACAAGUUUGACUUAAACAUCCAAAAAGGGAGUUCCAGAGUUUGAUAUUCAUAAUAGAGUAUAGAUUAGAUUCUACCGUGGGCUGGAUAAAUGGAUACCAGCCAUCACAAUAAAAUGCGUUGGCAAAAGCGUUUUCAAAGUUCAUCUAUAAGUGGGUGGCACAGUUUGUCGCCAUGUAGAAUAUAUGAGCAUAUAGAUCUUCAAUAGUUAAAAUACCAUCGUAGUAUUCAGACGCUGAAGAUAUCUUGCCUGUAGCUGGUGUCCACCUGAGUGUCCUGAGAAAUAAACUUCUGUGCCCAAAAAUGACACAGAACAUUAGAAUGAUCAGCAACAACUUUUCACUGGUGAUCUACAACCAUUGGUUACUUUUCCAGAGGCUGCCCUCCAGAUGUCCUUUUGAAUCUGGACCUCACCCUGGAUGUUAUGAACAUUGACUGUACAGAUAAAGUGUUCUAGUUGAAGGUUGUGGUUUACCGGUUCACUGUUCUAUGUAUAUUUAGUGUUUUAUUAAAUCAAUUUUCCAAAGUUUCUGUGAUAUUACCAACCCAAGGUAAAAACACAGCACAAAUGUUAUAAUUCCGACCACACAGGAAACAUAACCCAAAAUUGCCAGAUCAAUAAUAAUGGCUGUCGUGGUAAACCAGACAAAUGUCCAUUAGAAAUAAUCACUAAAGGGCAAUAAACCAAUGAGAACAGGGCUUUAUAAGGUAUAGUGCAAUAGUAUUGGAUAGUGAAAUUACUGUAAGAUCAAAACUAACAGGGAAGGCAUUGCCAAAAUGAGGCAGCAGAGGGUAUAAUGUAACUAGUAAUUGUCAUAUAUGGGCACACGUAUGCAGCAUCCUUCAUCUUUAAGACUGCGUCUUUAAGGUGCGAACUCUCUGUUACCUUGAUGACAUCGUGCGGCUUCUCAUACGCGGUACGCAACAGAAUCAUGGAUGCCACAGCAAGAGUGGUGCAUGGUAGACAGGUAUAUGAUAAGCUGACACUCUCAGCAAAUCACUGGUGUCCAAUCUUUCUUACGUAUUCUUUUCUCUGCUCAGUAUGACGGCCAAACAGGAAAGGGAUCAGAGAGCAUCUUAUGUGUUAAAUCGUUCAAUAAUGGUUUAACAUCUUAAGAGGGACAUCAACAACCAAAACAACUUAAUUGAGAUAAAUAUAGUCCCUUGAGGGGGGGAAGGAAAAAAAAGAAGUAAAUACGUGAAGAGAAAAAAAUAAGUUUUAAAAAGAUUAAUUAGAUAAGGGUAAAAUGAAACUGAUUGUGUAGAUAUAACUCCCUAUCCAGAAUCUGGUGUCCUCUGCAUUGUGUUAUCGCUAGAUUAAAUGCAUUAUAGAAUAUUUCAGAAUUAAAGUCUUAAAAUAUCCAAUUUAAUUUAAAAUUUGGAAUUUUAUAUAUAAUAUCUAAUGUUAUUCAAUAUUUACAUAUAUUUAAUAUAAUUAAAUUUUUUAUUUAUUUUUUUCAGAAUAAGAAGAAAAGAGAAGAGAGUAGAGCUGCCGGAUGCAGGUGUUUCUGUUGUUUUCCUGACCGAAAUAACGUUUGUCGCAGGAGAGCAGGGUGCAACAAUGUUAUUGCAAGAAAAAAUGAUGUCUCUCUAGCAAUUCAUUAA
This is a messenger RNA of Pelobates cultripes (western spadefoot toad), 11710 nucleotides long. The record is from the annotation of a GenBank genome assembly. NCBI's taxonomy places the organism in Eukaryota, Metazoa, Chordata, Amphibia, Anura, Pelobatidae.